UUUGGGGCACAUGAUCUCUCGAGGUUCCCUAUGCUGAGGUUAUGCUUUCUCGUCAGUUUCAUGUGCUUGGCGAAAUCAGACACGGAUGAAACAUGCCCAUCCUUCACCAGACUGAGCUUCCACAGUGCGGUGGUUGGUACCGGACUAUCCGUGAGACUGAUGCUGUACACACAGAGAGACCAGGCCUGUGCACAGGUCAUCAACUCCACAGCUCUGGGGAGCUUAAAUGUGACCAGGAAAACCACUUUUAUCAUCCACGGUUUCCGGCCAACAGGCUCCCCUCCGGUUUGGAUGGAGGAGCUGGUACAGAGUUUGAUCAGCGUACAAGAGAUGAAUGUGGUGGUUGUCGACUGGAAUCGAGGAGCGACGACUGUGAUAUACCCCCAUGCGUCUAGCAAGACCAAACAAGUAGCUUCGAUUUUGAAGGAAUUUAUCGACCAGAUGUUGGCCAAAGGAGCUUCUCUGGACACCAUUUACAUGAUUGGAGUAAGUCUAGGAGCCCACAUAGCUGGAUUUGUUGGCGAGAUGUAUGAGGGGAAGCUGGGGAGAGUCACAGGUCUUGACCCCGCAGGCCCUUUAUUCAACGGGAGACCUCCUGAGGACAGAUUAGACCCCAGCGACGCUCUGUUCGUGGACAUCAUCCACUCAGACACUGACGCACUAGGCUACAAGGAAGCCCUAGGGCACAUAGACUUCUACCCAAAUGGAGGACUGGAUCAACCCGGUUGCCCCAAGACAAUAUUUGGAGGUAUAAAGUACUUCAAGUGUGACCAUCAGAUGUCCGUCUACCUGUACCUUGCCUCCCUGCAAAAUAACUGCUCCAUCACGGCCUAUCCCUGCGACUCCUACCGGGAUUAUAGGAAUGGCAAGUGUGUCAGCUGUGGUGCUGGACAAAUUGUGUCCUGUCCCCAAGUAGGCUACUAUGCCGACAGCUGGAAAGAGUUCUUAUGGGACAGAGAUCCUCCGAUGACAAAGGCGUUCUUCGACACAGCGGAGACAAAGCCAUACUGCAUGUAUCAUUAUUUUGUGGACAUUGUAUCUUGGAACAAGAGUGUAAGAAGAGGGUUCAUUACAAUCAAACUGAGAGGCGAAGAUGGCAAUAUCACAGAAUCCAAAAUUGAUCAUGAGCCAUCUGCAUUUGAGAAAUACCAUCAAGUGAGUCUCCUCGCAAGAUUUAAUCGUGAUCUGGAUAAAGUGGCAGAGAUUUCCUUGUUGUUCUCCACAGGGUCUGUAGUGGGCCCAAAGUACAAACUCAGGGUCCUGCAGAUGAAGCUGAGGUCCCUGGCCCAUCCAGACAGGCCUCACUUGUGUCGAUAUGAUCUCGUCCUUACGGAGAAUGUUGAGACAUCCUUCCAACCUAUCCUGUGCCCCCAGCGGCAGAUGUAG
Messenger RNA from Mus pahari (shrew mouse), 1386 nucleotides. It is a transcript of the gene Liph, whose product is annotated as lipase H. The transcript has 10 exons. The coding region runs from base 31 to 1386 and encodes 451 amino acids. Lineage: Eukaryota; Metazoa; Chordata; Mammalia; Rodentia; Muridae. Gene Ontology annotation, biological process: lipid metabolic process. Gene Ontology annotation, molecular function: lipase activity; carboxylic ester hydrolase activity. The record is from RefSeq and is a predicted model, not a curated record.